GCAGCGGCUGCAGCAGCGAGAUGGAACCACCGUUGCUGAAUAAUUCUGAAGAAAUAGCCGCUUUGUACCGUGAAUUUAGCCAGUUCCCAACUCUUUCCAGUGCUUGUGUUGGGCCUGAGAUAACAACACAGUAUGGGGGGAAAUACUGCAAUAUUUACACAGAAUGGUCUCAGCGGGACUUGGAAAGAGCUGAAAAUGUGAAAUUCUGCCGUCAGUACCUCAUCUUCCAUGACAGCCAGUCCAUCGUGUACUCCAGCCCCUCUGGCAACUGCACUGAAAUCAAGGGAGAGCUGCUCAGCCGUGACUCUCCCAGUGGGGCUCAGAAAGCCGUUUUGCGAAAGACCAGCAGUGGCAAAGGCGAGGAAAAACAGUUCCUAGAGGUGUGGGAAAAGAACCGCAAGGUGAAGAGUAUCGAUUUAUCAGCUCUGGAGAAACACGGCCAAGUGUAUGAGGAUGACCAGUUCGGCUGCUUGGCCUGGUCGCACUCAGAGACUCACCUUCUGUAUGUGGCAGAGAAGAAGCGCCCUAAGGCAGAGUCCUUCUUUAAGCCAAAAGCUCCCGAGUUGAAUGUUGAAGAGGAGCUGAGCAAGACUGGGCAACAAGAAAAAGCCAUCAAGGGGGAGCAAUUCGUACUCCACGAAGACUGGGGGGAGACCCUGGUGGCGAAGAGUGUCCCUGUGCUGUGUGUACUGGACAUUGAGAGCAACAACGUCUCCGUGUUGGAGGGUGUUCCAGAGCACAUCUCUCCUGGGCAGGCUUUCUGGACUCCUGGUGACACAGGGGUGGUAUUUGCAGGCUGGUGGCAUGAGCCUUUCCGUCUGGGGUUGCGGCACUGCACCAAUCGCAGAUCAGCUAUCUUCCAUGUGGACCUGACAAGCGGCCGUUGUGAACUGCUCUCAGAUGAUACCAAGGCCAUUUGGUCUCCACGCUUGAGUCCAGACCAGUGUCGCAUUGUAUAUCUGGAGAACGAGGCUUCCGGGCCCCACCAACAAUGCAGCCGCCUGUGCAUGUAUGACUGGUACACAAAGCUCACUUCUACCGUGGUGGAGAUUGUGCCUCGGCAGAACCAAGGUGAAUUCACUGGGAUCUACAACACAGCACUGCCUGAGCGUUGCUGGGCAGCAGACAGCCAGAGGGUUGUGCUGGACACCGCUCAGCGCAGUAGGCAGGAGCUGAUUGUGGUGGAUACGGUGUCAGGCGGAGUGUGUUCUCUCACCAAGGGGUCCCCUCUUGGAAGCUGGACGCUGCUCACCGUUGACAGAGAUCUGCUGGUAGCCAAAUUCUCUACUCCAAACUGUCCUCCCGUGCUUAUGGUGGCCUUCCUGCCUCCUGCUGGCAAGGAAGCUGAAGUAAACUGGGUGUGCCUGGAAGAAUCUAACAAAAUUCAGGAAAUCACUUGGAAUGUCCAUACACUGCAGCCUCCUCCAGAACAGGACAACCCCCAGUAUGCGGGUCUUGAUUUUGAAGCCAUCCUACUACAGCCCACUCAGGCACCAGAGAAGACCAAAUUCCCACUAGUGGUGACACCUCAUGGAGGUCCUCACUCUGUGUUCACGAUCAGCUGGAUGCUGUACCCAGCAGUGCUCUGUCGGAUGGGCUUUGCUGUGCUGCUGGUAAAUUAUCGAGGAUCACUGGGCUUUGGCCAGGACAGUGUGGCCUCCCUACCAGGGAAUGUGGGCACUCAGGAUGUCAAGGAUGUGCAAUUCUGUAUGGAACACGUGCUACAGAAAGAGCCCCUGGAUCCACAGCGUGUGGCCUUGCUCGGUGGCUCCCAUGGAGGCUUCCUAUCCUGCCAUCUCAUUGGCCAGUACCCGAAUACCUACAAGGCCUGUGUGGCCAGGAAUCCCGUUGUCAACAUAGCCUCCAUGGUGGGAAGUACUGACAUCCCUGACUGGUGCCUAGCAGAAUCAGGCUUACCCUAUGAUCCAUCUGCUCUCCCAGAUCCCAGACAGUGGACAGAGAUGCUACUACACUCACCUAUGCAGUAUGUUGAUAAGGUUCAGACACCUGUUCUCUUGAUGCUAGGAGAGGAAGAUAAACGUGUACCCCCCAAGCAGGGCUUAGAGUAUUACCAUGCUCUCAAGGCCAGGGGUGUUCCAACUCGGGUGCUGUGGUAUCCAGGCAAUAACCAUGCCCUGGCUGGUGUGGAGGCUGAAGCUGAUGGAUUCAUGAAUAUUGCACUGUGGCUGAUCCAGCACAUGAAAUGAUUACUUCAGAACGUGGGCUGUACCUAUCGUAAUCCCACCUCCCUAUCAAGCAGUGUGACCAGCUAA
Messenger RNA from Euleptes europaea (tarantolino), 2273 nucleotides. Its product is annotated as acylamino-acid-releasing enzyme-like. Gene Ontology annotation, molecular function: serine-type endopeptidase activity. The record is from RefSeq and is a predicted model, not a curated record. Lineage: Eukaryota; Metazoa; Chordata; Lepidosauria; Squamata; Sphaerodactylidae. Bases 21 to 2207 code for a protein of 728 amino acids. Gene Ontology annotation, biological process: proteolysis. The transcript is spliced from 22 exons.